CAGCGAGUCCCACUCCCACACGAGACGACAAACCAACCAGGGAGCGAAUCAUGCGUUCCCCUGCCUGUCUCCUCGCCCUCGUCGCCGCCCUCCUCCUUGUUCUCUGCCUUCCGGCCCCCGCCGUCGCCGGCCGCCCUCUCGUCGCCCCCCGCAAGCCCGCCCCGGCCGAGGCCGCGGCCACCGCGAGGUGGCUCGCCGCGCAGAACACCUGGGGCGUCCUCAGCACAAUAUCAAGUGAUCUAGGUGGUUCUCCUUUUGGCAAUGUAGUAUCAUACAGUGAUGGAGUGCCAGGUGAGAGCCAUGGAAUCCCCUACUUCUAUCUGACUACUCUGGAUCCCACUGCAAGAGAUGCAUUGAAGGAUGAGAGGACUUCCUUUACCCUUAGCGAGUUCCCUCUUGGCACAUGCGGGGAGAAAGAUCCUGAAAACCCAUCAUGUGCAAAACUUACUCUUACUGGAAAGUUGAAGGUGGUUGACCUUCAGUCACCUGAAGCGGAUUCAGCCAAAACAGCACUUUUUAGCAAACAUCCUGAAAUGGAGGGUUGGCCAAAGAACCACAACUUUGGGAUCUAUAAAUUGGAAAUCGAAAACAUAUUCCUGAUCGAUUGGUUCGGGGGUCCUAAACCUAUAUCCCCUUCAGAGUAUCUUGAAUAUGGAAAGGACCAGGGCUCACUGAUGUUCUUUUGAGUGGUGAAUGCGUCUGAAAUACAUAUCAUUGCCCUGUUUACUUAUGCUUUCUGGAAAGGAACUACUCUCAAUGUACAUACUGAUACUGUAAAGACAUACGAGUUAAAUAAACACGUGAUAUUAUUGAUA
This is a messenger RNA of Lolium perenne, 815 nucleotides long. RefSeq lists its product as uncharacterized. NCBI's taxonomy places the organism in Eukaryota, Viridiplantae, Streptophyta, Magnoliopsida, Poales, Poaceae. The record is from RefSeq and is a predicted model, not a curated record.